AGGAAAGAGCUCAUUUCUCCAGUUUCAGCAAUGUCUAUGUCAUCUCUCUAUGCGCAUUACUUACCAGCGGUUCGGUUGACAGCGUUGGUAUGUUUUGACAAGAGAUUCCUUUUCACCUGAAGGAAAUCAUGAGCAAAUCGCGCUUACGAUGUUCAUCGCUUUUCGAAAUGAUAGCGGCGAGUGGCCUUUGCCCAAUUCCGUUGGAAACCGACCUUCUGAAUGAUUCGGAGCCGUGUGACAAGGGCCUCCUAGAUGUCCUGCAGCAGCUCGAAGCCCUUGUGACAGGAAAUAUGACUACGGCCACACCAGAGUUCGUACCAUCAUCGAACUUCGUUGCAAUGCUGGCAAUCGGUUGGCUCGCGGCGCAAGAGAAUGCUCUGGAGAUUCUGUUGCAGCGGACCAUUUUUUCUGCUGGGACAGGUGUAACAAAGAAGCAAGACUGCCAGCAGCAGCUGCAGCCUGUCUGUGCCAACGAAAAAGCCUUGUAUCCCGCCUGGUCACACCUACGCCUCAGCUUCAGGUGCCUUGCGGCUGUCAUGCAACAGCAUGCAUCUCUACUGCACCGGGCACAGCAGUGGCUUCCCAGAGGCAAAGAGCAGCAGCGUGCCCUGAAGGCUUACCUCCAUUGGAAGAAGGAAGAACAGCACUUGCUCUGGCAGGCAUUGCUGGCGCGCCACCCACACGGCUCCACGGAGCUGCAACGGUACAAGGCCCGGCUGCAUCACCCUCUUAACGUUGGAAGCUUUGUGGAUCAACUGACCGUCCUCGCCGAGCGCUUUCCAGGUUUUCGGCCCUAGCGCCACGAUGCAAGACAAAGGACACCAGAGACGAUUUUUUUUUUUUUCGGCAGCUUUGCUGCAGAGAGAUGGAUGUUUUUCCCUUUUCUUUAUUCCAUUUUAUUAAGUGUCUCUAGCAGUGAUACAACAGUUUACAACAAUAAAAAAAAUAAUGGUUUGCA
Messenger RNA from Rhipicephalus microplus (southern cattle tick), 958 nucleotides. RefSeq lists its product as uncharacterized. The record is from RefSeq and is a predicted model, not a curated record. NCBI's taxonomy places the organism in Eukaryota, Metazoa, Arthropoda, Arachnida, Ixodida, Ixodidae.